Kalmanozyma brasiliensis GHG001 is the source of this 1761-nucleotide messenger RNA. Its product is annotated as Histone deacetylase domain protein. The transcript has a single exon. Bases 1 to 1761 code for a protein of 586 amino acids. NCBI's taxonomy places the organism in Eukaryota, Fungi, Basidiomycota, Ustilaginomycetes, Ustilaginales. The record is from RefSeq and is a predicted model, not a curated record. Gene Ontology annotation, molecular function: histone deacetylase activity.
AUGGAGCCGGCUCCCGUCUUUCGCACCCCUCGCAAGAGGGUCGCUUACUACUACGAUCAUGACGUCGGCAACUUCAGCUACGGUCUCGGUCACCCCAUGAAGCCGCACCGUAUGCGAAUGACCCACAACCUCGUCACCAACUACGGUCUUCACAAAAAGAUGGACAUCCUCCGACCCAAGCGUGCUUCUCGCGACCAGAUGACUCGCUUUCACACCGAUGAAUACGUCGACUUCCUUCAUCGCGUCACACCCGAGUCCGUACCCGAGCUCACCAACGAAGGCACGCGCUACCUCAUCGGGGAGGACUGUCCCGCCUUUGAUGGCCUGUACGAGUUCUGCUCCAUCUCGGCCGGUGGAUCGCUUGCGGCUGCCAGCCGUCUCAACUCGGGCGAAUCGGAUGUCGCCAUCAACUGGGCGGGUGGGCUUCAUCACGCCAAGAAGAGGGAAGCCAGUGGUUUCUGCUACAUCAACGACAUCGUCCUCGCCAUUCUCGAGCUCCUUCGAGUCCAUCUCCGCGUUCUGUACAUCGACAUCGACAUUCACCACGGUGACGGUGUCGAGGAAGCUUUCUACACCACUGAUCGUGUCAUGACGGCCAGUUUCCACAAGUUUGGCGACUUCUUCCCUGGCACGGGUGACGUGCGCGAUAUCGGCAUGAAAAAGGGCAAGAACUACAGCGUCAACGUCCCCUUCCGCGACGGCAUUGGCGAUGCAGAGUUUGGUGCCAUGUUCCGACCCAUCAUGGCCCACAUUAUGGAAUGGUAUCGCCCAGGCGCCGUCGUUCUCCAGUGUGGAGCUGACUCGCUCGCCGGCGACAAGCUCGGCUGCUUCAACCUUUCCAUGCGCGGGCACGCCGACUGCGUCUCCUUCAUGCAAACCUUCGACGUGCCGCUCAUCGUUCUUGGCGGUGGAGGCUACACUGUUCGCAAUGUCGCACGCACCUGGACCUACGAAACGGGUCUGCUCGUCGGUCAGAGGCUCGACGAGGACCUUCCCUUCAACGACUACAUCCAGUACUUUGGCCCCGAGUACAAGCUCGAAGUGCCCCCAACGUCGAUGGACAACCUCAACACGCGCGACUACCUCGACAACCUUCGCACCAAGAUCAUCGACAACCUGCGCAACUUGCCCUCCGCACCGGGUGUCCAGAUGCAAGAGGUGCCGCGCACCACGCUCAACCCCGCCGACGUCGAGGUGUCGGACGGCGAAGACUCGGAUUUGGACGAGAGGAUUUCGCAGCGGCUGCGGGAUGCGCAUGUGCAGCGAUACGAUGACGAGCUUUCGGGCGACGAAGAUGAGGCGCACGCCGAAGGGUUCGAAUCGGCUUGGGCGAUGGCGACGAGUAGGAGGUCGAGUAAUGCGUCGAACGGCAGGAGGAAGCCGGGCAUCAUGGACCCCAUCCGACCUUUCGAGCAUGAUCUUGGGCUGAAGUACAUCUCACAGAACGGCGCAGGUGCAGGCAAAGGCAAGGGCAGAGCGAAGAGGACGUUCUUCGCCGCCCGUGCUGCCAAGCCUGUUCUCUCCGACCUGCACCUCGAUGACGACGAUGACGAAGACGACGAGGACCACCAUCACGUCGCAGGUAGGAUAGGUGGGAGAAGCGCGCGUUCGAGAGGCUUCUUGGUCAGCGAAGGUUCUGGCUUGCCAGGGGAUGCGACGCCAACGAGCGAUGUCGAGAUGGGAUCGCCGGCACUGUCUGCUGCCGCGGUGGUGGGCAACGGCAACGGCAACGGGAGAAUCGUCGUCAACGGGAGGAGGUAG